Molecule: messenger RNA, 740 nt
Organism: Lytechinus variegatus (green sea urchin)
Lineage: Eukaryota; Metazoa; Echinodermata; Echinoidea; Temnopleuroida; Toxopneustidae
Gene: pym1
Product: partner of Y14 and mago-like
Exons: 3
Coding region: 16-639 (207 amino acids)
Biological process (GO): exon-exon junction complex disassembly
Cellular component (GO): cytoplasm; exon-exon junction complex
Molecular function (GO): RNA binding
Source: RefSeq, a predicted model, not a curated record
UCAGUGAAAGAAAUUAUGGUCGUAGAUGGCGCCCGACUUGCAAUUUAUGUGGAUGAUGAUGGUGGAGAGAUGAUGGCGUCCGCUGCAAAAGAAAAUGUUGAAACGGAUGAAUCAGGUCAAUACUUGCCAGCAACCCAAAGGCCCGAUGGAACAUGGAGAAAGCCAAGGAGAGUAAAACCUGGAUACAUACCCCAAGAAGAAGUUCCUUUGUAUGAGAGCAAAGGCAAGCAAUGGAUGAACAGCAAACCCAGACUUCCUCCAGGAGUCUACGAAGACCCAGCACCUGCAAAGGUAGAAGAAUCUAAGGCACUCACCAAGGCCGCCAAGAAGAACGAGAAACGUCGCCAGAAACGGAAAGAGAAGCAGAACGAGGUGGGACAAGUCCAAAAUGGUGAUGUGGAACAGCUUAGGAAGGGGGUCCAGGAGGUCAGUGUGGGUGGAGGCGCGGAUUCCGCGCCGGUCGUGCAGGAUCCUCAGAAGAGGAUUAAGAACCUUAAGAAGAAAAUCAGGCAGAUUGAGGAGUUGGAAGCCAAGAUCGCCAGCGGAGAAGUAGCACAACCUUCCAAAGAGCAGCUCGAAAAGAUUGCUAGAAAAGAAGCACUUGAAGAUGAACUGGACUCUCUGGAAGAUGGGUCAUGAUGAUGAAAAUCUAAAGACUGAGAGUGAAGUUAAAUUUUGCAGAUAAAGGAAUGGAAAGAUUUUCUAUCUUCCUUGACCUACCCUAAAGAUAGAUAGCCUGG